Eleginops maclovinus (Patagonian blennie) is the source of this 1940-nucleotide messenger RNA. It is a transcript of the gene vopp1b, whose product is annotated as VOPP1 WW domain binding protein b. The transcript has 5 exons. Bases 164 to 694 code for a protein of 176 amino acids. Lineage: Eukaryota; Metazoa; Chordata; Actinopteri; Perciformes; Eleginopidae. Gene Ontology annotation, cellular component: cytoplasmic vesicle membrane. The record is from RefSeq and is a predicted model, not a curated record.
UUGAGGACGUGUCUCUCUGCCCGGCUCCCGUCAGCUGUGUUCCCCGGCCGGAGGAGCUGAUCUCUGGGUGUCUGCAGCGGCAUGGCCCGGUCCCUGUGAUCCGACCGGAGCGUCUCCUCCUCGGCCUUCUCUCCCGGAGCUUCUCCCCCGCCUCAGCGGAGACAUGAGGAACCCUCUGCCCGGGGCGGCGCUCUCUCUCUGGCUCUUUCUGGAGUGUGUAGAGGCCAAAAAGUACUGCUGGUAUUUUGAAGGCGGAUACCCCAUCUACUUCAUAUGUCGCUCCUACGAGGACUGUUGUGGGACUCGCUGCUGUGUGAGAGCCCUGUCCAUCCAGAGACUCUGGUACUUCUGGGUGCUGCUGAUGAUGGGCGUGCUGUUCUGCUGCGGCGCCGGCUUCUUCGUCCGCCGGAGGAUGUACCCGUCUCCUCUGAGGGACGACCCCACCUUCAACGUGUCCUUCACCAGACACCCCGUCAACUCGCCUGUCUCCCAGCAGCCGGGGGCCAUGCAGGGCUUCGGGAUGAACGGGAUGAUGGGGCCCGACCCGGCGGGGGCCACCAUUCCUCACUCAGCGUACCCGGCACAGUCUGGCUCCGCCCACAUGAUGAUGAGCUCCUACCCCCCCCCUCCGUCCUACUGCAACCACCCGCCGCCAUCCUACGAACAGAUAUUUCAAAACGCUGACAAGAAGUGACCUCGUCCGCAGGGAGAUGAACUGUGACUGGAGGAAUGAUCCCAGAUGUGUUUGUGGAUGUGAGACUUUUAGAAACACACACCUCCUGUCCUGAAGGAGCACACACACACACUCAUCACACACUCACCUCCUGAUCCGUGUGAAACACUCGACCUGUUUUAACUGUUUAGAAAUGUUACAAAGUGAAACACGUUAUAAUAAAAAGGUAGAAGCUGUAGAAAGCGUUUUGAAGGAAGGCAUAUCCCCCCAGCGUCUGCACUCUUUCCUUAGUGAUGAGUCCUGGAUGCAUCUUCACUUCGACCGGACGGGAGGAGCGAGGGAGAGGAGGUGUAGUUCAGUGCUUUUUGUUCCUGUCAGAGAUUCUAGCAUAAAUAUCCUGAGAAGAGCGACCCACAGGUUAGACAGUGGAUCCAGGAGGAGGUGCAGGAGUGAUCGUUUUAAUCUCCAAACAUUUCAGGAUUCAUUUCCAAACUCUGGACUCAUCGGUGAACUGAACAAGAUAAAUAAAGCAUGACUGGUGAAAACUGAAAUCAGAUCCAAAUGAAACUCAGAUUAAAAACUCUAAAUCAAACAAAUCCCAACUACAAGAGAGUCAGCAAACUCCUGAGUCAUGAGCUGAAAGGUGCCGAGUCAUGUGUUCGUAUAAAGGUGGCGUUCAGUGUGUACAGAGUGCUUUCUUCAAGAGCUGCAGUAAAUACGUGAGGAUGAAGAUGAGGAUGAUGAAGAUGAUGUAGUUUCAGGAAGUAGUCGAGCUUUUUCCGUUGCGUAGUUUUGUCCCAUCGAUGCAUUUUAACGAGCACUCUGCAACACGGCACACAAUAUCACCUUCAUGAUGAUUUCUGGAACUUGAAACUCUUACUUCAUUCACUUUCAAUCCUCCAGUCAAACCAGUGCAUCUCAUUCAGGAAAAACUUCCAAAAUCCUGUUUUUUUUGGUCGAUUUUUGUCUGCAGAUUUCUCCUAAAUUCACCAAAAGUUAGCAUGAAAAAUCUCUCACUUGCAGAUUGAAUCAUAACAUUAAGGGGAGUGCACACUACUCUGCAUGGAUAAAUAACGUCCCAAAAGAUUCAUUAAAGCCAGUUCUGCCACUACGAACUAAAAGGUGAAUGAUUGGACAUCUUAAAUGCUCAGCACGAUAUUAAAGAAGGUUCAUUUAGUCCAUCUAUGCAACAGGACACAUCUUCUGCUCCUCAACACGAACACCGUCAUUCAUUGUGAGAUGUAAAUAAAGUUCCCUUCUGAUAGAA